GCGCAGGCUCGGGCGCAGGUUGCAGCAGAGAGGGGCCUCAGCUGUUGUGGUUAUUGUGCCGCCCCUCCCCCACCCGGACCCAGCGGCGACCCGUCGCUGCAGGCCCGUUGCUCUAGCCCCAGCACCGGGGACUAAGGACUCCGUGACCCUGUCUUCGGGCCUGUCCGCGCCGGAGCAACUCGGGACUGCGUAGCACCCCGCAUGCCGACAUGGGAAAGUCUUUUUCUCAUUUGCCUUUACAUUCAAAUAAAGAAGAUGCUUAUGAUGGAGUCACAUCCACUGAAAAUAUAAGGACUGGAUUGGUUAAUAGUGAAAUACAUAAUGAAGAUGGAAGAAGUGGAGAUGUCUCUCAGUUUCCAUAUGUGGAAUUUACAGGAAGAGACAGUGUCACUUGCCCCACUUGUCAAGGAACAGGAAGAAUUCCUAGGGGACAAGAAAACCAACUGGUGGCAUUAAUUCCAUACAGUGAUCAGAGAUUAAGGCCAAGAAGAACAAAACUGUAUGUGAUGGCUUCUGUGUUUGUCUGUCUGCUUCUUUCUGGACUGGCUGUGUUUUUCCUUUUCCCUCGCUCUAUCGACGUGAAAUACAUUGGUGUAAAAUCGGCAUACGUCAGUUAUGAUGUUCCAAAGCGUACAAUAUAUUUAAAUAUCACGAACACACUAAAUAUAACGAACAAUAACUAUUAUUCUGUUGAAGUUGAAAACAUCACUGCACAAGUUCAGUUUUCAAAAACAGUUAUUGGAAAGGCACGCUUAAACAACAUUACCAAUAUUGGUCCACUGGAUAUGAAACAGAUUGAUUAUACAGUACCUACUGUCAUAGCAGAAGAAAUGAGUUAUAUGUUUGAUUUCUGUACACUGACAUCCAUCAAAGUGCAUAACAUAGUACUCAUGAUGCAAGUUACUGUAACAACAACUUACUUUGGACACUCAGAACAGAUAUCCCAGGAGAGGUACCAGUACGUUGAUUGUGGAAGGAACACAACGUAUCAGUUGGGGCAGUCUGAAUAUCUAAAUGUACUUCAGCCACAGCAAUGAAAACUGAGAGAUGCACCUGGAGAAGAAAUACCUAUUGACAUUUUCCAAACUCUGAAGGAUGAGGUACUUACUUCCGGAUAGGAGAUCUUAAAUUGAACAACCUAAAGUUUACACUUCUGUUUUAAAAGUACAGCUAAGAGUAUGUGGACUUGUAGGUUAUUACAACUCUCUACUCUGUGUUCAUGAUAUUUGUACCAGGAUCUUUUACUUGAAUCUAAAUUUACUGAUUGGUUUUCUUUGUUCCUGGUCCCCAAAGGGGAAAACUAAGACUUCUCCUACAGGAUAAAUAAUUAUUUAAAAUUCAUAGCUCUAAUCACUACUGAAAACAUAAUUGAUGAUUUGUGAUGAAUAUAAUUAUGUGAUGAACAUAAUUUGAGAAACUUUAUUUCUGAAUGUUUUUAUAGAAAAUUACUGUGGGCCUAUUCGUGAAGACAUUUAAAGAGUAACCUUUCUUUUUUCCUGUUUUAUAAAUUCCCUUUGCUACUUGGUAGUAUUUCAGCUAUAUGCUAUUUUAGCUUUUAGCUAAAUGUUUUUAUUUUUUCAUUUUGAAAUCCUACUCAUUUGCAUGUUUUUGUCAGUCUUACUUCAAGCUGUUGCUUGCAUAACACUUAAUAAACCAAAAUAAUCUUUGCAGAAUUCUGUACCUAAAAUUUUUUAAAACCCCUAAAUAAUGGGUUUCACAUGUCUUUCCAUGUUAGUUAUAGUUGUGUGAAAUUUUUAUGUAAUCUUCAAACAUCAUUUAAUGUACAGUAUUGUAAAUAAAUUCUGCAUGGCUUUUAUGUAGCUUUAAUAAAUGUCAAAUAAAGUGAUACAGAUUUAAAAUAUAGUAAGUUGCUCAUAAAAAUUUGUAAAGAAAGGAAAAUGAUAUUCAGAAACCUCUAGAAUGUAUGUUUCCAAUUACAUAUUAGAUCAGGCAUAACAUAGAUUUGAAAUAAAAUAUUUUGAUGCUCCACUUUUUUUAAUGUUGCUUUUCAUACUAAAGAAUUAUGAAUACACUUACUUUUCAGAACUGUUAGGUACCCAAAUGAUCAAUUUUAUGAAUGUUUUAGAGGAGGAAGUUAUUUCUUUGGUAAAAUUAUCCAAGAAAUCCUGUUAUUAAAUUACGGUGGCUAUAGCAAAAUAAAACCUAUAUUAUGCUUUUAAAAAUUACUUUGCACAUCAUGGAUAUCAUGCCCCUAGCAGUUACAUUUUUAAAGGUUUCUACUUUUGGUUUGGAUUUUAUUUAAAAUUGUUUUCAAGUGUAAAUUAUUGACUUAUUCAGUUUGCUAUUUUAUAUUUUUAAUACCAUUUUGCAUUUGGGCUUUUUGCCUUUUUGGUUACCACGUUCUGAGUACCUUUUAAAUACCUACCACUGAGCAUAGGGGCUGACUGUGAUACCAAAAACAGUAAGUGGCUUGAGAGUAGUUUCCUAUGUUCCCUAGUGACAGAGAUCAGGUUACCCCUCUCCCAAAGUGCCUAACAUGGGUCUGAAACAUUCCUAUUAUAAGUCUGACUCUCUCAACUAUAGAACAUGAGCUUUAUUUAAUUAGUUAGAGCUAAUGAAGCCCUCCUUUCUGCCUUUAAACCUACUCAGGUUUCCCCUUACUUAGCUUUCAUAUUACUUUCUCUAAGUUUUCCUCAGUGAACAUUUAAAUGGGUGAAAUGCACUAACUUCUUUUUUUUUUAACUAGUCUUCCCUUAAUCCAUCGCUAACUCAUCCAUCCUUACUGUUAAACUAAAAUCACGCCUUUAAAUUUAUUAUGGAUUUUGUAGUCCAACCCAAUCUUUAAUAUUUUUUCUGCUAUGUUUUUUGACUACUCCCCUUCUCCUUGAAAUUGCACUUUUCUAAUGUGUGUUCUAUUUGUAUUUUUCAUGUCAUUCUCAUUUCAUUUUUUCUCAUUCUCCUAUCUUUUGAUAUCUUUUAACGAGUAGUAUCCAGACCCUCUUCUGCCUCAAAAUUUCUACUCCUGUAUCUUCAGCAAUCACCUGUAUUAAGGCUUCCAGCUCUGUUUCUACAUACCUGACAGUAACCUGUCUAGUUUCUCAUUUAGCUAAUGCCUUAGAGAUAACAGUAUUUCAGUGACUGUGUAAAAAUCAGACAUUGUUAAAAAUUUUUUUAUCAUGUUUUGUUCUCACCUGCCCUUAUGUCCCAUUUCUUCAAAAUCAUUCUUCAGAUAUGCCUCCUUCAAAAAUCAAUCCUGAUUUAUUUUCCUGCUUUGUAUCUUUUUUUUUUUUUUUUUUUUUUGCGGUACACGGGCCUCUCACUGUUGUGGGCUCUCCCGUUGCAGAGCACAGGCUCUGGACGCACAGGCUCAGCGGCCAUGGCUCACAGGCCUAGCCGCUCCACGGCAUGUGGGAUCUUCCCAGACUGGGGCCAAACCCGUGUCCCCUGCAUCGGCAGGCGGACUCUCAACCACUGCGCCACAGGGAAGCCCCCUGCUUUGUAUCUUUUAACCUUGGAAAACUAUAUAGUGUAAAUUAAAUGGACUUUUCUGUUGAUGUGUAGCUUUAAUAUCCUUUUAGAGUGCAUGCAGAGUAUCUGCUGAAGAGACAGAAAAGUGAGAGAACAUUUGCUUUUACUGACUUAGUUUUGAAUUUUUUUAUUCAUUCUUUAAAUUAAAAACUCUUUAUUACACCUACUUUCUGUGGAGUUCGAGUGAGAAAAAACUGGAAUUUAAAAUAAGUUAAGAAAAACCAGCAGUAGAAAAAUAAAGAUUACCUGUGACUACUUUCAAAGAGGGUUAAGUAACUGCCAGAAGAACCCUAGAGCAAAGCAGGCUGUAAAUUAAUAAAACUACAAAAGCACAUUAAGGUGAAGCAGAUUUAUAGCCAUUAAAAAAAAAAAAUAUGGAAAGGAUGGAUGAGGCUUUAACUUUUCUUAGGUCAUUGUCCAAUGCAGUUUCUUAUGUGGUAAUAGGAUUUUUUUAAAACGGCUCUCAGACCUUAUUCAGAAGAUGUGGUAAAGAUGUUACAGUUUUUUUUUUCUGAUAAUUCCAAGAAUAAAUUUCUCGUAAAUUGCACCUUAAGUAAACUGGUCAUUCUAACCAAAUCUAAUACGUAACCAGCCUACAUGUUUUCAUAUUACGUUUAUAUAGCACUGUGCCCUUUUCAGAAUUCUUUCAUAUGUUUUUCUCAUAUCAUUUGCCAUCGUCCUGUGAGUCAGAAAAUGAGGGUAGUAGGAUCCUCCUCUUUUAGAAAAGGAAAAAGAGGCAUGGAGAAGUUGAGGGACUUGCUGAAGAUCUCAUAUUUAGUAAAUAGUUUAAUUGAGGCCAGACCUAGUUUUCCUGUCACCCAUAUCUGUGCUCUGUCAUUUAAAACACCCAUUGGAAAGCCCUGUUGACUCAGGUUAGUAUAAAUAAAAAUUAGAGAAAACGUUCACGUAGGUAAUGGUGACAAUCACAAUAAUACUGAUGGACUAAGAUUUGGGGUAUCUUGAAACUGGUACCUUAAAUGUUUUAAAUGGGAAAUGUAAAAUAUUUUGGAGCAUGAUCUGUAGGUUAAUUUUCUGUUAAAAUUUAGUACUCUGUGAUCAUUCCAGUAAAGAUAAUAGAUAUGUUUCAGAGUAGACUAAUUAUAAAUAAUAGAGAUUAGUGGAUUGAGAUUUGAAACAGUAACAGUUUGAAAAUAAGAGCUAUCAGGUAAACUGCUUGAGGUUUCUUAAUAACCAUCUUUACUACAUAACAUGUAAAUGGCUGUGGUUUUGUGUUCAUUUUUUCCAUGCUUUUUUUGUUUGUUUAAGCCAAUGAGGUAAUUAUUUUCUCUAAGAAUUCAUGACAAGAAAAUAAAAUUCACUUCAGAUCUUCUGAAUUGUAGUUUGGGAAUAACACAGUGUGGUGUUCAAAUAGAUAGGAAGUGACUGCCAAAACACAAUAAAAGUAACUUAGGAGACUUCAAAUGUCAGUCUAAUUUGUGGUUCUUAGCCUUAUCAUUAUUGCAAUAUAAUUCUGGAUGUUUAAUUGGAGGACAUGUCCCCAACUUUCCCUCAUGCCAUUUUGUUUGUUUUUUAAAAGUUUUAAAAUAAACAAUUCUUUGUAUAAUGAGUAUAUCUUAUUUAAGAAAACGGUUUGUUAGGUACUUGACCCCAAAGUCACUGCUCAGUAUCGCUAAUAUUUAUUGGUUAAUUACUAUGUCACAUACUGUACUGUACUAACCUUUCAUGUGCAUUAUCUUAUUAUCCCUCAGAAGAGUUCUUUAAGGUAGUUACUGUCAUUGCCCCCCCCAUUUUAUCUCUGAGGAAAUUGAGUUUUAGAGAAGUUAAGGAGUAUGUAUAAGUUGGAAAGUGGCAGAUUAGAGAUUCAAAACAGGUCUGUUUGACUCAAGCAUCAUUGUUCUUACAAUAAGCAUAUUUUCUUUCUAGCCUUUGAAAAUGUUUUAGUCAUAAAAAUGUGUUGGAUAUUGCACUUAAUAUAGAAGACUGAGGUUUUUGAUAGUAUUUUCAAGAAUACUAUUAAGAUGCUUUAUUAUUUUGUAGAUCUUUAAUAUAAAAAUGUUUAUCAUUUUUUUAGCUAUUAAUACUUAUCUGUUAGAUGGAUUUUUUUCUUUAUAAAAGAUAUAAAAAUUUAAAUUUACAAAUAUAUAUCAGGCUUCCUUGAUAAGCAGUAUGAAUGGAAUUUCAAGUUAUUAGUUUGUAAGCCAAAGGUUACUCACCAGAAUGUCUUGAUUUUUAGCUCAUAACAUCUGGAAACAGUAACUACUUGGCUCAAAUACAUCUAAGAAGAAUUAAUUUUAUUUCUGUCUUUUUUGUAAUAUCAGAUUUUAAAUGAGAUGUUAAACUAUUUUAAAGAAAAAAUGUUUGAGAGGGUGGGGUAAAAAGACUGUGAAACAUUAUUUCUUUAAAAAAUGUAUUUUUACAUGAAAACAAGAUAUAUUUGCAAUGUGUUCAAUCAAAACAUUCACUUCUAUAUCCCAGAUCUACAUAUUUCAAAGUAAAAAUGUUCACUUGUCAGCUGAAAUUCCUGAUUAGAACUAAUAUUUGUUUAUUUUUGUGCUUAGAAUGUAAAUUUCACAGUGGAUUUUUUGUUUUGUUUUGUUUUUUUCUGGCGGUACGCGGGCCUCUCACUGUUGUGGCCUCUCCCGUUGCGGAGCACAGGCUCCGGACGCGCAGGCUCAGCUGCCAGGGCUCACAGGCCCAGCCGCUCCGCGGCAUGUGGGAUCCUCCCGGACCGGGGCACGAACCCAUGUCCCCUGCAUCGGCAGGCGGACUCUCAACCACUGCACCACCAGGGAAGCCCCACAGUGGAUUUUUUUUUAAUUUACCUUUAAUUUGGAUAAAAGCAAGUGAUAUAUACUACAGGGGUAAAAAUGGUAAUUUUCAUUUUAAAAAAAACUACCAAUGUGAUUAUAUUUUUAGUUCUUUUUACUCAUGUUUAGUAGAGGCUUUAAAUUAAAAAAUACACUAUGGUCUGUAUUGACCCAAAAAGUAUUCCAUAAAUUAAUUUAACAAAUAUAUGGCAAGCUUUUCAUAGCUAUAGCUAAUUCUUCUAGAAGGAAGUUGUUGCCUUCUGUUUAAUUACAUUAAUUGAAAUGUGUUUAAGAGAAAUGUUUUCAGCAUAUUUUGUAUACUGAAAAAAAAAUAGGGUUAGUAUUGGGCCAAUGGCCAAGAGGUAACGUUACUACCUUGUAGACUGUUACAGUUCAAAUUGUCCCACUUCCCCCAGAAUUUUAGAAACUAGAAGUCUGGGAGAUUCUGUAUCAGCUGUACUCUGGUGAUUCUAAAUGCUGUAAGUACUGUUCAUCUUUUGUUAUUGUGUGAGAUGGGAAAAAAUGCCAGAUUGCAAAAGAUGCAUAAUUUCAUUGUAUAAUGGUUUGUUUUAGGCAUAAAAUAUCAGCAAGCCUUGUCUUGUGUGUUUUGUCUUAUAUUUCCUUAUAGAACUAAAUUAAGUAAGAUUUUGGGAAAUGAUUUUAAAUGCUUUCCAAGGUGACCUGCUUGGUCAGAUAUUUGAAUGAUGGCAUUGCUGAGUAGACUCUAAUCCAUGAUUCUAAUUGUGGAAUAAAGAAUAAUGUAGAGCGUGAGACUAUGUUUGGGCACUUACUCUUCAUUUAUAUUAGGUAUUACCCUCCAUCAUAACAUACUUACUAAAUUUCCAAGUUGAGCAGUUCUGUAAUUGUAACAAUUGUUGCUGUACCUGUAACAAAACAUGCUUAUGAUAGUAAAAUGAAUAGAAGCGCCCCCAAAUACUAUUUUUUUAAUUCACUUGUAACUGUUCCUCUUAUAAUUGUGUAUGACAGAAUCAAAUUUGUAAAAAUUUUAGCAUGAAAAAUAAAAUUUGUAUCAGUCAA
This is a messenger RNA of Orcinus orca (killer whale), 7295 nucleotides long. It is a transcript of the gene TMEM106B, whose product is annotated as transmembrane protein 106B. NCBI's taxonomy places the organism in Eukaryota, Metazoa, Chordata, Mammalia, Artiodactyla, Delphinidae. Gene Ontology annotation, cellular component: lysosomal membrane. The transcript has 8 exons. The coding region runs from base 210 to 1037 and encodes 275 amino acids. Gene Ontology annotation, biological process: dendrite morphogenesis; lysosome localization; lysosome organization. The record is from RefSeq and is a predicted model, not a curated record.